AUGGCCCGCGGCGAAGUUUAUGUGGGGCAACGCCGCAGCUAUGCUGGUGCACUAUGUACUGUGCGUUAUCAUGGUCCUCUUUCCAAUACGAAGGGCGAAUGGCUGGGAGUCGAAUGGGAUGAUCCCAGCCGUGGCAAACACAAUGGCCAGCACGAAGGUCAACAGAUCUUCCAAUGUCUUUCGUCCUCACCGACUGCUGCCUCGUUCGUGAGGCCUUCCCGCAAUCCUGACCCGGAACGGACGCUUCUCGAGGCGGUCAAGUUCAAAUAUGCACCUGUCAGCAGUUCAGGUGUUAAUGCCACCGUCAGCAGCGCCGCGGACGAUAUGAUCGAGAUAUCAGGAAAGGUGGUAGAAGAAGUCGGGUUUGAGCGGAUUCAGAAGCAAUUAUCUGUCCUGACCGAUCUCAAGAUUGUCCUGGUCGAUGAGUUGGUGGUCUCAGGCAUCGCUCGACGUGGCGCUUCCAAACAGCACAUUCGCAAUGCACAGCUCGAAGUCGAACGCACAUGUCCAAACAUUGUUGAACUUGACUUGGGUUGGAACGUCAUUGAAACCUGGCGAGAUAUUGUGGACAUGUGCAUUCCCUUUCGGAAAUUGAAGAUCUUGAAGGCUGGCGGACUGCGCUUACGGGACUUCGAGGUCGACCAUUCGCAGGAAGCAUGUCCGUUUCAGAAUGUCGAGGAGUUGCAUCUAAACGAGGGUCUUCUCACUCCAGGGCAGAUCCUCAACAUUCUCUUCUCCCAAGGGCAAUGUGGCUUUCCCUCUCUGAAGACGAUAUCACUAUCACUGAACGAGCUGGGUUCGUUUGAGAUAAAUGGCGCCACAGUGGCGUCCCAAUGUCCUGCUUUAACGACGUUAAUUCUCGACAACAACCGAUUUACAGAUUUAUCCUCUUUACCCGUUCUCUUCUCAUUAUUUCCCAACAUCAAGACGCUUUCGUUCCAAGGAAAUACUAUCUCGAAUCUGGGCCUCGACUCUUGUAGCUCUUCUACUUCGAGCAUCUCGAAACUCGAAACCCUGAAUCUGGCCCACAACCAAAUCCGAGACUACUCAUUCGUCAACAGUCUUCCGGAUCUGUUUCCCAAUCUCACUUCGCUACGCAUCUCACGGAAUCCAUUGUACGAACAAUCCACCACUUCGGACGAGGCUCAAAGUACCAUUUCGGAUUCUACUUCAUACUAUCUGACCCUCGCGCGGAUCCCUCAUCUGAAAUCUCUGAAUUAUACGACCAUCACACCGCGGGAUAGGGAAGAAGGCGAGAUCUAUUACCUAUCAGUCGCAGAGAAGGAACUGCGAUCGCUACUGCAAAGAAAUACAGCCAGGCUGCCACUAGACCAGGCGUCUGAAGCGCCAUCCAGUCUUUCGCUGCAGGAAACGAUCACGCUAGCCCGCAAAAGCCACCCGCUCUACUCUAGUCUCUGCCAAAAGUACGAUCGUGAGGAUAUCCUUUGCCUGUAUCUCCAACAACAAGAGUACGCAAACCGCUCUUCAAAUGUCUCCCAGGAGAAGUCCGACUUUGAGGAUUAUGCGCCCGGUAUGCUCGGCUCCCGGCUCGUGGACGCCUACUUCUAUAUCCCUCUCACUCACGCCUCUACCCCCACGAUGGUGAAGCCAUUCCAACGCCUCCUCCCGACAACAAUAUCGGUGUACCGCCUGAAGUCUCUCCUGGCCCGGCACUUCAACCUUCUGCCGCUACGGUUCAGAUUAAUUUACGAGUCGCAUGAAUACGACCCGGUCGAACCGAUUUCGAGCACGAGGAACCCGGCUGCCGGAACUGGCGAGGCCAAAGAUGCCUGGGAUGCGUGGGGCGAGUGGGAUGUCGACGAGGACAAGAACGAGGAUGGUGACAACGAUGGCAGCGGCAGCAACAGGAGCAGCAACGGUAAUGGUGACGGUGAUUGUCAAGGCGAUGGAGGGGUCUCCCCAAGCCAAGAGAAACGUGUCAGCCAUCUAUCCACGGCUGACCGUGAAAACCUUCUGGACGGAGAAACCCAACCCACGACGGUUUCUAUGCCCAUGUACAUCACACGCGAGGGCCACCGGUUCAAGAAGCGCGAGACUGAGGUCCUCGACGGAAUGCGCCCUUGGGGAGACUUCUUGGACCUGGAUACCGGCCACGGCCACAGUCACAGCCACAGUCAUGAUUUGGACCUGCAAGGCGCACAUGCCGGCCAGUGGAGUAGUAGUAGGAGGAGGAAGAGAGAGGUGAAGGUUCGUGUUGAACCCCAUGUUACCAUAUGA
Molecule: messenger RNA, 2238 nt
Organism: Cladophialophora bantiana CBS 173.52
Lineage: Eukaryota; Fungi; Ascomycota; Eurotiomycetes; Chaetothyriales; Herpotrichiellaceae
Exons: 1
Coding region: 1-2238 (745 amino acids)
Molecular function (GO): protein binding
Source: RefSeq, a predicted model, not a curated record